AUGGAUUCUCUUAACUGUCCAAUCACGUGCGUUCUCUUUCGUGAUCCAGUCAUGGGAUCCGAUGGACACACAUAUGAACGAGAAAGCAUAAUUUUAUGGCUACAACAACAUGGUACAAGUCCUAUAACAAGGGAACCGAUGGCCAUUGACUCACUCCGCCCAAAUCAUAGUGUUCGUAAGAUGGUUGAAGAAUUUGCUGUGAUAUCGCAGAAAAAAGACUAUCAGUUCAUUCUCGAUGUCGAUGUACGCAGGACUGAAACACGUCCCUGGUUUCAGGCGUUCGGCAAGUCAAUUUAUAAGGCUGCAUGGGUUCAAAAACAAGGUCCACCAAUCGUUCUAAUGAAAAUCGAAGGUGCUAAAGCAAGUCGGGAAGCGUCAUUCUAUGUCAAACUUAGUUAUCAUCCAUACAUCGUGCGUACUUAUGGUUUCGUUAAAAGCGAUCCACAUUGCGUCAUGCUCGUGCAAGAAUAUGCAGAAAAGGGUGACCUUGGCGAACUUUUGAGAGAAAAUGAUUUUAAGCCGAACAGACGCGUUCUUAUGGAAAUAUUCACUCAAAUCAUAGAUGCCAUGAUUUGUUUGGCUGACAAUGGAAUUAUUCACGGUGAUUUGGCCUGCAGAAAUGUGCUCGUUUUUCGUUUCGAUGCAAAUGAUCCAGAAAAGAAUCUGGUAAAAUUGACCGAUUUUGGUCUUACUAAAGCAAGUGACCUAUUUUCCGUGGCCGCCAGUACAUCUCAAACAACGAUGACUAUCAUUCCUGUACGUUAUUGUGGACCUGAAGUUCUCCGAACAGGCGGUGAGCGAACUAGUUAUUCAGAGAAAUCUGAUGUUUAUUCGAUGGGUGUCUUGAUGUGGGAAGCUUGUUCGUAUGGAACACUUCCAUUCUCAUCUAUAACGGAUGAUAGUGAAGUGAAACGACGCAAACUUCGUGGUGAUCAACUGCCGAAGCCAGCAGUUUGCGACGAUGAUCUUUGGUCGGCUAUUUUGAAAUGCUGGAACAUGGAACCAGACGAGAGACCAUCAUUCAAAGAACUAAGACGUCAAAUGAUACGAUCAGUUCACGCAUUAGAUUCAACGUUGGAAAAUGAAGAUUUUAUGGUCGGAUCUGCUGGUCAAGCGAAAGAUAACAAUGAAUCUCUUGUUCUAUUUGUUUCACCCGCCAGAGUUCAAAAAUCAACAGGUUCAGUAUCAUCAAAUAUAUUUAUUCAACGUCCACUAAUUAAAUGGUCAUUAGUAUUUUUAUUUGGUUUAAUAAUAUUAACCGCAAUUUUUCAUAUGUUACAAAAGCAAUAUAAUAUCAUGGAUAAAUUCAAUUCUAACUUAAAUAUUAUUACGACUAAUUUGAAAAUAAAAACAGAAUAUUUAUCUUCGAAUAUAAUAAAUUUCCAAUCAUAUUCAGUAUCUUUAUUGAAUAUUUUUAUAUUUUUAAUUCGAUUUAAUUGGAUAGCUUUUUAUAUUGUUAUACAUGAAUUUUUAUUAUCUCAUAAUUACUUGUUAAGUUACACUGGAUAUUAUCAAUUCGUUAAACGAAAAGUUCAAAAUUGGUAUAGAAAUAGUAAUUUAAGAUAUGGCAUUAUAAGUUCUUUCAUUUUAAGUGGCCCAUUAUUAUUAGAAGUGUUUUUACUGUAUUCAACAAGAAUUUUUUAUCCUCUAUUGGCACCAUUUUUAUUUAUUAUUCAAUAUAAUUGGUUGAUUUUAAUUUUUAUUAUUGAUGGAAUUAUAAUCAAACAAAAAUAUUUUCCAAAUUUUACUAGAAAAUAUCAAGAAAUAAAAACAGACAUUGAUAAUUACCUUUUAUAUAAUCUUGAUACAAGAUAUACAGAAAUAAGACGACGAUUAAGUUAUUGGCAUACAAAUAAUAAUUUUGAAAAUAGAAUAACUCUUUUUGCAAUAUUAAUUGCUCCACUUAUUAUACAAACACUAUUUCUUUAUACUAUACCAAUUUCAAAGUUAUUUUUGUCUAUUUUAUGGAAAUUAUUAAUAUUUAUAAUACGUUAUGGUUGGUUAAUUUUAAUAAUUUUGAUAACUGAAUCGGUUUUUAUUGAACAUCAACAUUUUCCAAAAUAUAUUAAAUUAUAUAAUACUAUAAAAGAAAGUUUAAUUCAUUGGCGCAUGGAUAAUAAGUUUCGAAGUGUAGUUAUUCUGAUUUCUAUUGUUACCGGUCCAUUUAUAUUAGAAAUGUGUUUUAUAUGGUUUAUACCAAUGAUAAAAUUAGUUUUUUCUCUUUUAUGGAAAUUAUGUCAAUUAUUAAUUAUUUAUUGUUGGCCGAUAUUAAUAAUAAUUAUUAGUGAAAUUUUGAAAGAAAAUCAAAUAUUUUCAAGUUAUACAGAAAAAUAUGAAUCAAUAUCGAGAAAAAUUAAAAAUUGGAUUGGACAAAGUAAACUGAAAUUUAUGAUAGUUAUUAUUCCAAUCUUAAUUAUUCCAGCUUUAUUAGAACAUUGUAAAAUUCGAUCGAUAUCAAUAAGAGAGAUCUCUUUGUUUCUUUUCGUAAAAUUAUUUCUAUUCAUUAUUCAUUAUUGUUGGCUAAUAUUAAUAAUUGUGAUUAGUGCAAUUUUAAAAAAAUAUAAAAUAAUUCCAAGUUAUACAGAAAUAUUUGAUUCAUUCAUGCGCAAAAUCGAUUGUUGGACUGGACAGAGUGACUUAAAAUUUGGCAUAGUCUCUAUUUUGGUCUUAGGUUUUCCUGCUUUAUGCGAACAUUGUAAAAUUGGUUCGUUAUCAAUCAGAGAACUCUUUCUUUUUUUUUUGAUGAAAUCGUUUCUAAUAAUCAUUCGUUAUUGUUGGUUGGCAUUAAUAAUUAUUAUUAGUGCAAUUUUGAAAAAUCUUGAUAUGUUUCCAAAUUAUAUUGAAAAAUGCACUUUACUUGCUGAAAAACUUGAGCAUUGGGCUAAAAAUAGCACAUUAAGAGGCAUAGCUAUUUUUGCUUUUAUUUUAUUGACUCCCUUUACAUUAGAAAUGGCUUUUAUUUGGUUUUUACCAUUAAUAAAAUUACUCUUCUAUCUUUUAUGGAAACUAUUUUCGUUUUUAAUUCAUUACUUUUGGUGUGUAUUAUUAAUACUUAUUUGUGAAAUUUUAGAAGAAAGUGAUAUAUGUUCGAAUUAUAUGGGAAAAUAUAAAACAAUGAAACAACGAAUUGUUGAUUGGCAGAAACAAGAUCAAUUUAAAAUUAUGCUUACUAUAUUUUCAAUUGUAUUUGGUCCAUUUCUAUUAGAAAUGUUUUUGUUUUAUGGUUUAAAGAGUACAGUAACUCUAAUUAUGUUCCUUGUGAAAAAAACAUUUUUUUAUUUAACAAGUAUUUUUGUUUUUUAUUGUUUAUCACGCUGGAUUCAUCAUUAA
This is a messenger RNA of Rotaria sp. Silwood2, 3330 nucleotides long. NCBI's taxonomy places the organism in Eukaryota, Metazoa, Rotifera, Eurotatoria, Philodinida, Philodinidae. The record is from the annotation of a GenBank genome assembly.